Molecule: messenger RNA, 513 nt
Organism: Lolium perenne
Lineage: Eukaryota; Viridiplantae; Streptophyta; Magnoliopsida; Poales; Poaceae
Source: RefSeq, a predicted model, not a curated record
AUGGAGUGUUGGAAGCCACCUGGACACGGCUGGGUAAAAAUCAAUGUCGACGCUAGUUUCACCGGUGAAGACGGCAAGAGCUAUAUGGGAUGUAUUGCUAGAGAUAGUACUGGAAAGGUUCUUUGGGCAAGUUGCCGAGGCACUGGGACAUGUGCAAAUGCAGAAGAAGCUGAAGCAAUUGCCUGUCUUGCAUCGUUACAUAUGAUUCCUAAUCCUGACAAUUUAAGCGUGGUGAUGGAAUCAGAUAAUGCUGCUGUUGUGGAGGCGAUCAAGAAAAGAAACCAAAAGCUGUCGUGUCUCUGGCGCACGUAUGAUGAGAUCGAGACCUUUCAAGCGAGAUUUAGCAAUUUCGAAGUUUGUAAAAUUAGAAGAGGGAGCAACCAGGUAGCUCACGAGCUUGCCAAAUUAGCUAGAUUACAUGCUAUCAAUAACUUCUGGAUGGGGCAUGUCCCAACAGAAGUUGAUCGUCUUGUUUUGGAUGACUUUGUAAACUGUGAUAUUAAGAUGCAAUGA